Messenger RNA from Medicago truncatula (barrel medic), 927 nucleotides. Its product is annotated as putative F-box protein At3g23260. The record is from RefSeq and is a predicted model, not a curated record. The transcript has a single exon. NCBI's taxonomy places the organism in Eukaryota, Viridiplantae, Streptophyta, Magnoliopsida, Fabales, Fabaceae. The coding region runs from base 1 to 927 and encodes 308 amino acids.
AUGGUCAUGCAGUCUGACGACCAAGUCAUCAUAACGAUUCUCUCCAUACAUGACAACGUCCCAACACUAAAUCCAAUAGGAAAUAUGUUUUUCAAAGAGCCAAUUGGAAUCUUUUCAUAUGUUCAUUGCAAUGGUGUUUUCUGUUUGCACGACUGUAUGGAGGAUCAAGACGACUUAAUUUUGUGGAGAGAGGUCCAACUUCUUCCCCAACCUUCUUAUAACAUUGUCGUUGAUGAAGAUGAAGAAGCAUUUAUUGGUUUCGGUGCUGAUCCCAACACCAAUGAAUUCAAAGUCGUCAAAGUCAGUAUCCAUUGUCCUUUACGUUGCUCUCGGUCUAGUUCUUUUUCACUUGCUGAACUUUAUAAUCAUAGCACUAAAUCAUGGACCAUUAUCCCUUUACAUGUCCCUCCUUCAGAAACUAUCAUAUAUCACGGUCAUAGACAUUUUAACAUGUACAAUACUCUUGUUAAUGGUGUUUAUCAUUGGCUUAUAGGCCCUAACUAUGAUGAUCAUGAUUUUAACAUUCUCUGCUUUGACUUCCACACGAAUCAGUUUCAACUACUCGAGUCUCCAGUUCGAUAUAGUCCUAUCCAUCAUGACAUUGCGGAGAUUAACGGUUCCCUUGCUUAUGUUAAUAAAAUAUUUGACCGUUUUGAUUCAAUUUAUGAAAUUAGAAUUUGGGUUAAAGAUCAACAAGGUUGGGUCAAGAAAUACAACAUUAAUGUUUCACUUGAUUGCCGUCUUGAUAUUGAACGCGUUCUUUCAAAGGGGAAGGAUGAUGUUCAAGUCCUUGAUAGAAAGUUUCAACAAGAUCUAAUGAAGAUAUACGAUAAAGAUUGCAACUUGCUUCACCAAUUUAAAUGUAAUCUAACGAGUGAUUCGUGGAUUCAUGAGUAUGUGCAAAGUAUAGUUCCCUUGUCUACAUAA